AUGUGGCUGCAGGAUCUCCAGGCUCUCAUCCCGCCAGAUCAGGAUCACCGCAGGUUCCUGCGGUUCUGUUACGCGCACCGGCAUUACCAGUAUCGGGCUCUUCCCUUCGGCCUCUCUUCGGCUCCGAGGGUCUUCACAAAGAUCUUGGCCAUGCUGGCAGCUCAUCUAAGGAUGAGGCCCGUGCGUGUACAGUGCUACCUGGACGAUAUACUCAUGCAGUCCAGAUCUUUCCAUUCAGCCCAGUCGGACCUGGAUAUCACAAUCCAUACUCUUCAGGUUCACGGGUUCUCCGUGGCCUUCUUAGUGGCCAUUACGUCGGCCAGGAGAAUUUCGGAAUUAGCCGCUCUAUCAGUCAGGAACGAUCUCUGCACAUUCCAUGAGGACAGGGUGGUCCUCAGCUGUUCCAACACAAACUGGGUCCAUCUCUGGUACAUCUGGCUUGUGGUUGCCAUUGGUGGGCUCCUCCUUCUCUGUGCCAUUGUUUCUGUUUGUGUGAGAUGCUACUGCCUUAAUUGCCAUCCAGGAGAAGAUUCUAGUCCUCAGCCGUAUGAGGUUACAGUUAUAGCUUUUGAUCAUGACAGCACCCUUCAAAGCACCAUCACCUCCCUCCAUUCCAUGUUUAGCCCAGCUGCUAGGCGAAUACUAGCAGUAGCUCAUUCCCACAAUGGAGUGCCAGCAGUGCAUCAUCCUGCUCGAACAGAGACUCCCCCAAUUUAUGAGGAAGCCAUACAUAUGAAUAGAUUCACAGUGGCUCAAAGUGGAGAAAGAGAUUUGGAGCUAAUGCCAGAGGAGAAAUAGGUACUGAGAAAGAAGUCCAGGAAGCACAUUCCACAGGCUCAGGAGCUUAUCAACAAGUCUUCCAAAGAAUUAAUACCUUCAUAUACAGCUACUUCAAUUGCUCCCGUUUUACCAGAACCUUAUAUUGUAUUGACCAAAUCCU
This is a messenger RNA of Protobothrops mucrosquamatus (brown spotted pit viper), 940 nucleotides long. RefSeq lists its product as uncharacterized. NCBI's taxonomy places the organism in Eukaryota, Metazoa, Chordata, Lepidosauria, Squamata, Viperidae. The record is from RefSeq and is a predicted model, not a curated record. Bases 1 to 798 code for a protein of 265 amino acids. The transcript has 6 exons.